Messenger RNA from Protomyces lactucae-debilis, 1472 nucleotides. RefSeq lists its product as uncharacterized. Lineage: Eukaryota; Fungi; Ascomycota; Taphrinomycetes; Taphrinales; Protomycetaceae. The record is from RefSeq and is a predicted model, not a curated record. The transcript has a single exon. The coding region runs from base 297 to 1286 and encodes 329 amino acids.
GCGUAAGUAGAAGUCGUACCUUUUAGUAAAGUCGUCUCGGAAGUUGAAGUGUCAUGUCUUCAUGUUGUAGAAUGAACGACGCAAGGCCACCAUGUGGCAGGAAUCGAGCGACGCGGCGAGAGCUCGCGUCUCCAUGUUCACAACUUUGAAGGCACGAGAGGUUCAGCGUAGCAAAUCAUGUGCAAAGGUCCAUGGCCCUGACAUUGGACAUGCACACAUGGCGAAUUGCGCCAUCCGUUUGAAAUUUUACAAGACUCUGACGUGGAAAUGGGUGCCUGCACUCUUCAAACCACAAGAUGAUUCUCUUAUUCGCAUUGUCCAGCUUGCCACAUCUUUCCGCAGCGCUCAAGGCGGUCGGCGAAAUCAAACAUCCAUUUCCAAGCAACAAGAAAGUAUGGUAUUAUACGGACCAAGAUGAAUUGAUGGUGUCUUCGCACCAUCCUCCUGACGUCAGCCACAAUCUCAUGACUAUCUAUCAUGCUAAAAGGAAACGCCUGCAAAAGCAUCACUACAACACUUUUUUCAUGCCAAACAUCAGCGAUCCAUCGAAUAUUCAAGGUUGCUGGUUGGCAAAGCCAGAUCGCAAUGUUGCUGUGUGGGAUGAGCUGCUGGAGCAUGAUAAGCCGACAACCCACAACGCGCAGGGCGAAGUUCUCUGCUGUGGCAAUCUCAUCAACUACCGACCCACCAAAGUUCUGCCAGGACCAGAAACAGCGGGCCUUGGAUGGAACAGGUGUUGGUUUGAAAGCGACAAAAAUCGACACGGUGGAUAUACAAUUGCUUCUUGUCAGCAGUAUGAGCUUGAACAGAAAGAUCCACGCCCUGCAAAUUGGCACGUCAUUGGAGCACCUUUCAAAUCUGGAAUUUCUAAGCAAGAGGGGAUCUAUUUUGUGGAAUACGACAAACAGGCAAAGCUUCCAAAGCUAUCUUUCAUGACACCGGAUGAAAGUUUCAAGUACUCUCUUCAACCCAACAACGAUUCUGCAAUGCAUUUCUGGCUAGCCAAACCAGAUCAAGCCGACAAUUUUCCAGCAACCUGGCUGACCGACGGGUAUGCUCUCAUUGGUGGAAAAUUGACCGACAUGAAACCAGUCGACCCGUUACCUUUCCCAAACAGUUAUCCCCGAGACACAAGUAUCAAAGAGCACGAAGGUCAAGAUUUUGGCAAUUUGUGUUUUUUUGCUUUGGAUUACGAACUCUGGUUGCUCGACCAUGACAAUCAUUCCUAUCAAGGACUUUGCCGAGAGGUGCGCAAGUUUGCUGUUGAAGGGAACAAUCCAGCUUGACGAACUUUGACGUCUCAAAUGUCUUUCCCCAGUUGACUUGACCUUAUGUGGUUUUGAAACGUAUAGUUAUCCACUUAGACAUCUUGAAUAGCAUACAUGAUGCAAUUUACGCGCUAGAUGUGGAUGGUGCCCUUGGCCAUCCACAGUUUGUUGAUGUGGAUGGUGCCCUUGGCCAUCCGCAGUUUG